UAUUUAACAGUUCUUUGCACAUAUGUUGUCUACACAUUGUUAUUGUAAUCUACUUUAUUGUUGACAUUAUUUCAAGCGAUAACAAGGUUAGGUUAGGUUAAAGUGAUUACCUUUUGCACUUUAUUGAUAUCUUUACCUAGCCUAUAUAGCCGUUCAUUCGUUUUCCGACAUCCAUUGUUAUUUCACGUGUAUAAUGUCUCGAUAUUCUUUAUAUGUUUUAUUUCAAUUUAUAGUUUCGGCUCAUUGUUUCUUACACCGGUAUCCAAAGUUAAAUCUCGACAGUCAAGUUCAUGGAGACACUGGAUCACCUUUAUUUCUCACUCCAUACAUAGAGAGCGGCAACAUAACGGCUGGAAGGCAACUAGCUCGAGUACCAUUUACUGAAAGUCUACGCAUUAAAAGCUAUGCAGGGUUCUUCACGGUUGAUAAGAAAUACGACUCAAAUCAAUUCUUCUGGUACUUCCCAGCGAUGAUACCAAACAACAAAGAUGCACCAGUUAUCGUUUGGCUACAAGGUGGACCUGGCGCUUCAUCGUUAUAUGGACUUUUCACAGAAAAUGGACCUUUGAGAGUCAGAGACAAAAAAUUUGAACGUCGCAAGUACAAUUGGGCUUUAAGCCACCAUAUUAUUUAUAUUGACAAUCCCGUAGGCACAGGAUUUAGUUUCACAAAAGAUCCCAAAGGCUACUGCAAUAAUGAGACACAGGUUGGUGAACAACUGUAUUCAACUAUCACACAAUUCUUCCAGUUAUUCCCUGAGUUACAGGAGAAUAAAUUUUUCAUAACAGGAGAAUCUUAUGCUGGCAAAUAUGUCCCUACCUUUGCUUACACAAUUUACAAAAAGAACCCAACAGCAAAGACUAAAAUUAAUUUAAAAGCUAUAGCAAUUGGCAACGGCCUCAGUGACCCAGAACAUCAGCUGGUUUACAGCAAAUAUUUGUAUCAAAUUGGUCUCUUAGACUGGAAUCAGGCUAAUACUUUUAGAGAAUAUGAAUUGAAGGGCAUUGAUUAUAUUCAAAAGAAGCAAUGGGAUAAAGCAUUUGAAGUAUUUGACACUUUAUUAAAUGGAGAUUUAAUUGAUGGCAAGAGCUUAUUCUACAAUAUGACAGGUUUUGAAUUUUACUUUAAUUAUUUGCAUACAAAGGAUUAUGUAGAUUUUGAAGAUUUCGGUCCAAUGCUCCAAAAGGCUUUUGUAAGAAGAGCAAUACAUGUUGGUAACUUAACUUUCCACACGGGACAUGAAGUUGAGGAACAUUUAAAAGAUGAUUUGAUGAAGUCUGUAGCUCCACUGAUGACUGAACUUUUGGAUAAUUAUUAUGUCCUUAUUUAUAACGGUCAACUUGAUAUAAUUGUUGCCUAUCCAUUAACAAUAAACUAUUUAAGGAAUCUCAAAUUUACUGGAUCUGAGGAUUAUAAGACUGCUAAAAGGUACCAAUGGAAAGUAGAUGGUGAGUUGGCUGGAUAUGUGAAGCAAGCUGGCAAGUUGGUGGAAAUUAUGGUGAGGAAUGCAGGUCACAUGGUACCUGGAGACCAGCCUAAGUGGGCAUUAGAUAUGAUCACCAGAUUAACUCAUGAGAAAACCUUUUAUUAACUUGGUGAAUUUAAAGUAUAUUUUCAUAGUAUUUUAUAAGCAAUGAAUCUGUUUAGGUAAGCUUUAGUUAUAAGGUAAAUACAUGUGAUAAACCACUUGUUCAGUUUUAAAAAGGUUAUGAGUGUACACUGCUGAAAAAAUUGGUUGAAAUAUAGCCAUCCCUUUCUACCUCUUUGAAAAAAUGUAGAUACCAAACCUUUAUAAAGUGUAACAGCAGUUGAAUUGUACAGUAACUGUAAUCAAGUAACAUUUGAGUCAAUAAAGAUAUAAGUUGUAAU
Messenger RNA from Papilio polytes (common Mormon), 1869 nucleotides. Its product is annotated as venom serine carboxypeptidase-like. The record is from RefSeq and is a predicted model, not a curated record. Lineage: Eukaryota; Metazoa; Arthropoda; Insecta; Lepidoptera; Papilionidae. The coding region runs from base 194 to 1591 and encodes 465 amino acids. The transcript has a single exon. Gene Ontology annotation, molecular function: serine-type carboxypeptidase activity. Gene Ontology annotation, biological process: proteolysis.